Callorhinus ursinus (northern fur seal) is the source of this 1968-nucleotide messenger RNA. The record is from RefSeq and is a predicted model, not a curated record. Lineage: Eukaryota; Metazoa; Chordata; Mammalia; Carnivora; Otariidae.
AUGUGCCCAUGUCGUUCUAACGCUGCAGGUGCCAUGGCGAAAAUUGCACAACUAGUCAUAUCCCUUGUGGAAGUUGUCAUGGUAACUGGGAUCUUGGUGGAGUCCCAGCUGUUUGUGGGGCUUGCCCUGCUAAAGUCACAGCCCCGGGACACUCCAAGGCUCCUGAAUACCAAUGAUUACAGUGUCAGCAGCGGGGAAAUACACCCCGGGUGGCCGGAACCGUGCUGCCUUCUCAACUCAUUCACCGAGAUUCCAGGAAAUUACAGCUGGUCCCAGAGAGGCGUGUACGAGCACCAUGAUGUCAGCCUUGUUGGCUUGCUUCCUCCUCAUUUCUUAGGCAUCAGCAGUAAACGGCUCGGUGUCUGUGGCUGGAUCCUCUUUUCCCUUUCUUUGUUGCUGAUGAUCGUUACCUUCCCCAUCUCCAUAUGGAUGUGCUUGAAGAUCAUUAAGGAGUAUGAACGUGCUGUUGUAUUCCGACUGGGACGCAUCCAAGCUGACAAAGCCAGAGGGCCAGGUUUGAUCCUGGUCCUGCCCUGCAUAGAUGUAUUUGUCAAGGUUGAUCUCCGAACUGUUCCUUGCAACAUUCCUCCACAAGAGAUCCUCACCAGAGACUCCGUGACUACUCAAGUGGACGGAGUCGUCUAUUACAGAAUCUAUAGCGCUGUCUCAGCAGUGGCUAACGUCAACGAUGUCCACCAAGCCACAUUUCUGCUGGCUCAGACUACUCUAAGAAAUGUCUUAGGGACGCAAACCCUGUCCCAAAUUUUAGCUGGCCGAGAAGAGAUUGCCCAUAGCAUCCAGACCUUACUUGAUGAUGCUACCGAGCUGUGGGGGAUCCGGGUGGCCCGGGUGGAAAUCAAAGAUGUCCGGAUUCCGGUGCAGCUACAGCGGUCCAUGGCAGCGGAGGCUGAGGCCACCCGGGAAGCCAGGGCCAGGGUCCUUGCAGCGGAAGGAGAAAUGAAUGCUUCCAAAUCUCUGAAGUCAGCCUCCAUGGUGCUGGCCGAGUCUCCCAUAGCCCUGCAGCUGCGUUACCUGCAAACCCUAACCACCGUGGCCACGGAGAAGAAUUCCACCAUCGUGUUUCCUCUGCCCAUGAAUAUCCUGGAGGGCAUUGGUGGUGUCAGCUACCAUAACCAACAGAAGGUUCCGAACAGAGCCUGAGGUCCUCCUGCUGUAGUCAGCCAUUGCUUGGGGGAGCUGUUUCUAUCUCUCUGGAGAACCCAGCACUCAGAAGUGCUGAGAGUUGCAACAUUACUGAAACAGAGGGACGCUGCAGCUGGAGUAGCAUUAGCGGGGAAAUGCCGUAGAGGCUACAAAAAAAAAAAAAAAAAAAAGAGGGCUGUGUACUACUUUUAUUAUUCAAGAACAUAAACAACUGUGCAUUAUCCUUUUUAGUCUGUUAGCAGGCGUUCCUGACUUGAGGCAGGAACUUUCUUGCAGUAGGGGGAGGAAAUCUUUGGGUGACAGUGACUAAGAUUUCAGCAUUAUUUUUGAUUGGUUUUAAGAAGCUCUCUAGAUAAUUUAUAAAGUAACAUAGGCCUCCUAUUUAUACUAGAUAUUUGCUUUUUAUAAUUCCCAAGUAACUAUUUGCUAUAUCUCCAAUAAUUACAAUCCCCCCCCCCCCCCCCCCCCGUAUUUGAAAUUCUGAUUGAUUUUCAUGUGAAAGGCUGAAGAGGCACCUAGGCUUCAGUGGCAACUGUAAACUCAUCACCAACCCCCAGGGCAGACUGCUUCCCUCUCUCUUGCUGCCCAGCCUCCUGCCUGGAACAGUGGCCAAUGCUCAGCCUCCCCGCACCUUCGUCAGCGGCUGGGACAGGGCAGAGCGCUUGCAAGUGAGAAUGAUGCUUAUAACAGGUUCUGUUGGUUGGAAUCACUGGGGAACAUCAUCCUGUGGACUUCAUGUUUUCACGCCAUUAUUAGUCCCAAGAGCCACCAGUAGUCAAGAAUUGUUUGUAAACACUAUUCACC